AUGUUGAACAAAGAUUCAUCUGAAAACAUUGCACCACCAGCACCAAUGGUGGACAAUGUUGAUGAUUAUGAAUACCUUUAUGUAACAGAGGCCCUUUCUGCAUAUCCAAAUUGUUACACCACUGAAUGGGAUGACAUGUUUGAGAGUGCUAGGGCACCCGUGUGUGAGGAUUUAUCUACCUAUUUUUUCAAUCCUCUUAAGCCACAGUUACCUUUGAAUGUUCUUACACCACAUGUGAGACAAAACAUUAGUGAUGGUAACAACAUAGAUUCGUCCGAAUUUGUUGUUGAUGAAUCUAAUGACAACCAUGUCAUGGUUAACAUAGAUUCAUCCAAAUUGGUCGUUGAUGAAUCUAAUAACAACCCAGCCAUUGUUGACCCUCUUCCUGUUGAUGCUGUUGAAACUUCCAAUGGAACAGUGCGGGUUAUAGAUUUGUCUGUCAAGGAGAAGAAACUAGGCCGGCCGAAGAAUACGCGGCGCGCGGCCGAUGAAUCUGAUGAUGUUGAUGCAUCAUCAUCACCAUCAAUGUCACAAGAGGUGAAUCAAGCACCCCAGCUUCCCAAGUCCAUUUGA
Messenger RNA from Lathyrus sativus (Indian pea), 573 nucleotides. NCBI's taxonomy places the organism in Eukaryota, Viridiplantae, Streptophyta, Magnoliopsida, Fabales, Fabaceae. The record is from the annotation of a GenBank genome assembly.